GGGCAAAUCACUCUGAGUCAUUGUUUUCACCUUUUUUCCCAGUUUCCCAGCGUCACCUCUAAGUGUCGCCAAAGGAACAAUUGCUGUAGAAACGUGCGUACGACAGCUCUGGAGCUGGCGUGGGGACCGCACAUUUUUACGGUCAUUUCACGUUUUGUACAUCUGAACGUGAGCGUGGAAAAGGACGUACGCCACGUUUUUGUGCGUACGCAACCUUAGUACAUGAGGCCCCCGAUCACUGGGAGGAAAAUUGCUUUGUCCAGUGGUUAUUUUCAUGUUAAGAAUGUAGUUGUAUAGGAGGUCGACUCCGUGUUUACCAGCAGAGGGCGACACAGUGGGACAUAUGGAUUUGGGAGCACCAGAAGAAGAGGCAGCUAUUCGUCAACGCAACAACACUACCUCUAAGAAGUAAUUGUACAAUGAUAUACUGUCUGAAUAUAAACCUAGUAUACACAUAGUAUUACCAAGGGGAUGUCUGUAGAGUUUCCCUGUUUGUCGUUCCGCCAGCCGUAUGCUGGGCUAGUUCUAAACGGAGUGAAGACUGUGGAGACACGCUGGAGACCAGUGCUGUCGGAGCUUGAGUGCCAGUCAAUGGCGAUCCACAUCGCGCAGCGGGACUGGGAGGGUGGCGACUGGGCUACGGUGCUGACCACGCUUGGGUGGAGCGGUGCUCAGAUAGACGCGCUCCUGGAGUCAGGAGAGAGGUUCGGCCGAGGCGUGGUGGCAGGUCUGGUGGAAGUAGGCGUAACCUGGCAGUGCCCCGCUGUCCUGCAAGAGGAGGACCUGCAGGAGUGGGAAAAAGCAGCUCUUCUGUUUGGUCUAGAAGAAAAACACCUGACCCGCCUGUCAAACCCUCAUUGGUUGAUGGAGCCGCUUUUCUGCCAUGGCAACAAGGACAUCUGGACUGUACAGAUACCGACACACCUACUGCCUAGCCCCUACCCAACUACCUAGCACUUAACCCUACCCAAAUGCUAAUACCCAACCCCAAAGGACAUCUCAAGGGGACCCACAUCUAUUGUAUGACAUUUGUUUAUGAUCAUUUUGUAUUAAAGUAUUUCAUCUAAUGUGAACUAGACAGUCCCUCCAGAAAGACGCGAUUAUGCGAUCGCAUAAUCAGCCAAAGUCCGCAUAUUCAUGCUUUUAAAUAUGCCGCACUUUCACCGCAUAAUCUGUCGAUUUCUGCGCAAAAUAUGCGGGGCGUACAUGAUUUCAUAAUCGCCGCAUUUUCGUUGCAAAAGUCUCAUGUCUUAGAAAGUAGACAAAUGUUGCGUUUACUUCACACGAGCAGCCAUUUCCCCCUGUUGCCAUGGGAACGUUAUGUAAUUACGCGAAGUGAACAUCAUCGAAAAGCUGCAUUUUUCGCAAGUUCCCGCAAUUUCACUGCAUAAAAUUGCAUAAAUAUUAGGGAUGCACGAUAUAUCAGCAGUGAUAUCGUUAUCGGCCGAUGUUAGUCCUUUAACAUAUUGGCAUCGGCCCGAUAAGUAAAACUGGUCCGAUAUCAACAGCCGAUAUUUAUUUCCGUCUAGUUGCCGUUGUGUGUGGUUUUUGCCCAUGCGCAGCUUGUUUGGUCAUGUGACAGUGUCGCACGGAGAGGCAGUACAGGAGUGUUUGUCACCUUAACUGAAAAGAAUCAAUGUCGACAGGUUGGAUGUUUUUUACGGUCUCAAAUGAAGGUACUCGAAUUGCAAUAUGCAGUACUUGCAAAGCCGAAGUAAUGCGCGGAGGAUGCCGUGUCAAAUCAUUCAACACCACUAGUGGUGCAACGGUUCACGGGUUUCCCGUGAUCCGUACGGAUCAACCCUCACGGUUCGGGACACAAGUGAUCCGCGGAUCGGCUGAUAAAAAAAAAAGUUGUGCGUUCACGUGAUUAGCGCAUGUUUAAAAGGACAAUUCCGGUAUUAACAACAUCAAGUAUCGUAGCGAAAUACAGUUUCCGUUGUUUUAUUUGGCGUUCCGUAAUCCCAUUGAAACGGAAAUGGACAUGUUUAUAUUUGGUUGUAGUCUUUUCACUCGGUUCUCCGGAUCAACAGUAGGGCUAAAACCGAGUGAAAAGACUACAACCAACCUCCCUUGAUAUAUUUGAUUUAGUUUAUUUCACAGAUGAAUUGAAAUUGACUUAAACUUGUCUGGUUUCCAUGAAUAUUGGCAAAUUUGAUUUAAGUUAUAAACCUUGUCAAGAUAUUUUGAUUUGUGAUCCAAACUUUUUUAUAGAUGCAAGUUGUAAAAGUAGCCUAAAACUAACACUGUUAGUGACUUGUGUUUGUUAUGGAUGCCCUGUAACUUGAAGAAACAAUGUAUUUCGAAGUUUUGGAAAAUAAAGAAAGAAAUUACUUUUUCAUAUUCAGUGUUUACAUGUUCUUCAGUAUACAAAAUAAUCAUAGAGACUUGUUUUUAUACCAAUAUCGAUAUCGGUAAAUAUCGUUUAUCGGCCGUAACAGCAAUUUUAAUAUCGGAUAUCGGUAUCGGUCAAAGUUUUCAAAUCCCUAAUCAUUUUCAUCCCUAAUAAAUAUGCCGCAUAUUUAAGCGCAUUUAAGAAAACGUGCUGCAUAAGAGGAUUUUUGGCCGAAACAAUCACAAAAGAACGACACAUUUUUCUGGAUGGACUGACUAGAGGCACAUUUAAACAUGUCAAACCAAGUGAUGCACACACAUUGGUCGGGGUAAAGGCUCCAACAGAGCGCACGGAUCCACAAUGCAUUGCGCGUCCGUCACCAUUCAAAGUCAAUGGGGAUCCGUCAACGGACGGAUGCAGUGGGCACGAGGAUGAGCAAUCCUGUUAGACUGAAUUGCAAGCUAGAGAAAGUGAGAAAGAAGUGAGGGAGCAGAGUAAGCUGUGCCUCUUUAUUCAGCCCAAACAGAUGUUAUUGAACAAUGCAACAGAAAGAGAACCAUGUAGAACAACCUGAUGACCCCGUAUUUGUGCAGACACUUGAUUGACAGCAGUGAGCCCAUCACGUGUGUCUUAACCAGGUCUAAUAGACCAACCCAACAAAUAAUUGUGCCAAAAUCUAAUAAUAGUGUCACGUUUGGUUGUAACACGAUACAGUGCUAUGGAUAAUCCCAACAUACAGUGCUACCCUGAAGGCCUGAACAGUGCUAUUUGUAAUGCUAACAGUGCUUUUUGUAAUGCCAACAUUACAGUGAUGUGCAUAAAUCUAACAGUGCUAUUGUAUUGCUAACAUUAGACAGUGCUAUACUUACUGCCAUCAACAGUGCUCAUCUUAUGGCCAAGUGUACUCUAGACGUCAUGUAGUUUGGGGGAGUUAGAUGUCAUGAGGGGCGUUAGAUGUGUGGUAUGUAUUGCUGGUGUGGGGGGGUGGUGACGUAGCCCACCAGGUGGGAGGCUGUAGGGGCAGCGCAGUAGAGGCGUG
Molecule: messenger RNA, 3374 nt
Organism: Gadus chalcogrammus (walleye pollock)
Lineage: Eukaryota; Metazoa; Chordata; Actinopteri; Gadiformes; Gadidae
Exons: 2
Coding region: 472-954 (160 amino acids)
Source: RefSeq, a predicted model, not a curated record